Messenger RNA from Diaporthe batatas, 2132 nucleotides. RefSeq lists its product as uncharacterized. The record is from RefSeq and is a predicted model, not a curated record. The coding region runs from base 66 to 1271 and encodes 401 amino acids. Lineage: Eukaryota; Fungi; Ascomycota; Sordariomycetes; Diaporthales; Diaporthaceae. The transcript has 3 exons.
UCAAAGAUCAUAAUCUCCGUGCGUCGGUCAACACCAAAGAGGCGUCAACGUCGUUGGAGGCAGUCAUGGGGUCUGAGUCGAAUAUAGACUACGACCUCGACGUCGAAGGAGACGUGAUACUAACUCUUCACAACCCCAAUGAGCCGUUCUUUGUCUGGCUCGAGAAAGAACCUUCGGAGGUCUCGCAAUAUUGGCAGUCGUUCCCUGACGCUGAGCUGGUUCGCAAAUUUGGACAGUUGGAUCCAAGCUGGUCAGACCUGCCAAGCGAAGCAGAGCCGCGGUUGGAAGAUGCACCGCUCCAUGUGCCAGUUGAUCCUUCAUUUGAAGAAGCAGCACUCGGGGAAGAAACGCCGUUCGAUACAUCCGACCAACUUGUACAAGACACCCCACAUGUUUCAGACCUGCCAGAAGCAACAAGGCCUAAACAGGCAGGUCUUGAAGACGAUGAUGGCAUCAACGAACACGCGCAUCAAGAGGAGAACACAUCACGAGUCGAUUCGUGGUACAAAAUAUCCGCCACAGACUGGGACGAGAAGGCAUUCAAACUUCUCAUGGAUAUAGUGCAUGGCAACAGCCACAAUGUUCCACGACAUGUUGAUUUGGAGCUGCUCGCGAAGAUCGCGGUGCUGGUCGACUACUACAAAUGCUACGACGUGGUGAAGUUCUAUUCCGAUACGUGGAUCGAGGGCCUGGGGGAGACGAUGAACGUCACCCAAUAUUCAAGAGACUUCGUCUUGGUCCUCUUUGUUUCGUGCGUCUUCAUCCAGGGCACAACAUUCCGCGAUUUGACAUACCAAGCCAUGAAACAGACCACGGAACCGUUUCGGUCCUUGGGGCUGCCAUUCCCAGAGAGGCUAAUCGAGGAAAUCGAGCGCGUCAGAAUACGUACCGUUGGCGCGUUCCUUGAUGGGUUGCACGACCUUCUUCGGUACCUCGCCGCCCGGGUCAGUUGCGGUAUCGCAUGCAACGCAAUCUUGGUCGGCACACUUUAUCGUGAAAUGUCCGCGAGAGCCAUCCUCAGCCCACAGCCAGCGCCUCCUUAUGAUGGGUUCAGUAUUGAUGGCAUCGUCCAGAUGGCGCGGGAUAUUGAAUCCCCGAAAGGUUAUCGGGCCAAAAGAAGUCUUUGCCAAUGCGGAAUUCAAACAUUUCUCAUUCCUCUCAUGGAAGAGGCCACGAGAGGUGUUCAAGGUCUUGAGUUGGAGAAUUACGUGACGAACCCUUGGGCUACUACAACUCGCUCCCGGCCUACUGCACGGUCAUCUGAGCUCUGAAUAGAUCAUUGUUGGUGAUAUUGGCACUUGUUGUACGGGACGAGACGUAUGUGGAGGCUACAUGGUCCCGGUUGAGGAUACUGGGAAAACCAGGUCCCUAUGCGGUGGAAUUGGGUGAGCGUCAUCCAUAGUAUGCGGAGGGAUUCAAGCAGUCUACCGCUACAACCCUUCCUACUCAUAUGCUGCAGCUGCAGCUGUCCUGAUCACUCACUAUGUGCCAGUCUUGCCGAGCAACGUUGGCGCGGGUACUCAAGCUCAUAAACAGCCACAUGCACGAGCUUUGCUCGGAUCUCUGCUACGUAGUCACCGUAUGGGUAUAUAACAGCUUGAUUGUUCCUCACUGCUGAGCUCACUACACGUAUAACCUCCUACCUAUGGGAUGACGGGCUGUAGUACAAUCACUUGAGGAAUAAAACCACAUCAGCUGGUGGACAGGAGCAUUUGACAGGGGCUCUGCUAUCAUUUCUUGUCAUUCUUGAAUGUGUGGGGGUAUCGCGAUAAUGACCUGAUAUCCUGGCGGCGUCUGGUUGUUGGGCAUUUCACGUGACUGAGAGGACACAGGAGACGAAUCCGGUCGAUCGGUGUCUCGGCUGUCAAGUGCAGUCAAACAAACAAUUGUGACGGGCAAUGAGAUGCUCGAAACAUGUUUGUAUUGAGAUCUGCGGGAAUCAGUGGCCGGGUGAAAGUAGCAGGACUCGAGGUGACAGGCCGGGAGGCAUACAUAAGCUUAAAUGUAUUAUUAGCAAAGGGAGACAAGGCGGCUCAGACUCUGCUUGGGCGGCAAAAGAAACAAGAUCAAGCAGAUGCCAAACGGGCUGGCAGUGGGCAGCGGGCAGCGGGAGAGAUGGCUGAUGGGCCGGC